AUGCGCGGUACGUGCCCGCGAAACAAGAAGGUGGCCCAGCUGCCACAGCAAGUUAACGGCAACACAGCCGAGCAGACAGGCAGGGGGAGCUAUUCCACUGCGCUGACCGGUGAAACACAACGCGGAAACGCGCUAGCAGAGCCGGCGGCGGCGCAGGUAGCCCCGGAGCCGCAACCGGCCCUGGUGGAGACCCCCGCCGCACCGCCCGCUAUUGUUCCUGCCGCGGCCAGCCCGGGCACCGCGAGGGAGAAGCGACAGCAUUCCGACGACGACCACACAAUGAAAGCCGAACCGGACAGCCAGGUGACGUCUGCUAAGAAGCAGGUCACUGAACGCAGCGCGCCCGCCCCGCCGACAGCUGUGGCUGCCGGCGCCGGGCCCAGCGCGGCAACGCCCCCCACAUACAGCGAGAUGCGCGAGGAAAGCAUCAAGAAAAACGUUAACAGACUGGCACGGAUUCUCAAAGAAUCCGAUGACGAAAAGGCGGAAGACGAAAGAAAGCCGUCAAAAUCAAAAAGACGACGCAACAAGCGGCGUAGCCGAAGCCGCGAAAUGCAAACCAGCAACGACGAGAGGAUGGACACAUCUGACGCGGAAGCGUCAGACGCGUCAUCAGCAAACACGACGCGUCGCAGCACCCUAUCCGAAGAUGUAACUCUCCGGCCAGAUCGGCCACAAAACACCGCAGACCCGCCCCCACAUAGCGCCUAA
Molecule: messenger RNA, 711 nt
Organism: Schistocerca gregaria
Lineage: Eukaryota; Metazoa; Arthropoda; Insecta; Orthoptera; Acrididae
Product: pinin-like
Exons: 1
Coding region: 1-711 (236 amino acids)
Source: RefSeq, a predicted model, not a curated record